Messenger RNA from Lytechinus variegatus (green sea urchin), 3451 nucleotides. RefSeq lists its product as uncharacterized. Bases 129 to 1544 code for a protein of 471 amino acids. The transcript has 4 exons. The record is from RefSeq and is a predicted model, not a curated record. Lineage: Eukaryota; Metazoa; Echinodermata; Echinoidea; Temnopleuroida; Toxopneustidae.
AAAUGCUUACCUAUCAAAAACGUCAUAUACAAAACUAGAGCUAUAGAGAGAAGGAUAUAACAUAAUCAAUCUCCAGAGGGAAUUCAUGCGGUGUUGGAGUGGUAUCAUACGCAUAUCAGUAAUGCAACAUGUCCUCUGAUCCACUGAUAUUGGGUGCAGUCGGAACAACUUUGGGUGUUAUCUCACUCACAUUUUGUAUCAUCCAAGCAAUCAUUAUGGUCAGAUUGAAUAAACGACUUACGCAGCUAAUCAAGUUCAAUACAAGGUCGGACAAUGAAAAGCUUCCAAUAAUUACAGAGGAUGGUGAAGGCUAUGGUGAAGAUGACCUGCGUGAAGAUGAAAAUAAUGAAUCCGCUCCUCCAGAUGAUGACUAUGACGACGUUGUUUCUCCUUAUCCGGUUAUGCAGCCUAAAUCGCCACAUCAACCAUUAGAAUAUAACUCGUCCAAAACUAAUUGCUUAGAGAGUUACACUAACGAUUCGCCUACAGCUGAACGCGGAUUAAUCUCGCCCACAGUUGCUGAACUCAAGAACAGUCUGGCAUUACCCCUUAAAAAAGUAUUUGAAAAGAGUUGCACGUUGGAUGGUCGAAACAGGAUCGAUGGUCCAGAUCUACACUCACAGAAAUCCAUAAGACCGCGAGCGCUUACGAGUAAUGCGUUGGUAGAAGGGGAGAGGUCUUCAAGAAGACAGAGGACACCAACUGACAAGCCAGAAACAGAAUCUACUGUAAGUACCCCUGGGUCAAACGGAUCACCUUGCAAUAAUCCUAUAGCGUAUGUUGUGACUGAAAUUGUAGAUUUAAAUGACACUAAGAGGCGACCCAGCGUCCGCCUUCGAGAAUGUCGGCCAAAGAAAAAAUUGUCAAAGACUAUUCAGAAACAGCUCGAAAAAUCAGAGCCCUUUUAUUUUGGGUUGGAACAAACAUCAUGGUCUGAAGGGGAGAGUUUCCAGAGAAAUCAACCCAUUGCCGUGCAUCCUCCCAAGAAACAUGAUGUCAACAAGAGAUGGCGACAAGUAUUGCCAGUCGUUACAAAUAAGGAUAAAACAUGUUCCCCUUGCGACGAAACCGAAGACACAUGUGCCGUUUCCCCUGAUAAGGAUGGCCCAUCGUUGAGGAAUAUGAGCGAUAAUAACAACAAGUACAAGGAAAAAAUAGCCUUGAAGCCACCUCAAACCAAAAAGGGGAAACAGGUCCUGGAAAAGUCAUCGAGCCUUGGGAACCAAAAGGGUGGGACAUGGUCUCCUAAAACUUUAGAGCGACAUCGCAUGCUACUUGGUAAACCUAUCGACAUUUCCCCUCAAAGGGGUCCCAACAGGCCUCAAACCGAUCCGCUCCAGGAAGGCGUAACCUCGCAAUACGAGUUGGUAGAAUCACCUUCCAUGCAGUCUGUCGGCUCAGUAACAUGUGCAGAAGGUUCAACCGGUUACUCUAAAAUUGUUCGGCAAUAUGACGGUAGGAGACGUGCUUCAUCAACAGGAUCGUCUGACUUGUUAGGAAGACAAAAUGAUAAAUCAUAUAAUAAACUAAUGAUAGGUAUAUAGUCUGACAUAAACCUCGGAAAUACUUACUUUGAUGACUGCAGACACUAACCACACUCAAUUACUGGACUAAGCAAACUCUAUUAAGAGUUAUAUAUCGCAGCGAUAAGGGGAGUGGUGGAACACUAAAGUAGUAUUGAACUAAUCUAAAAAAAUACCGAAGUUUCAAUUGCAGUGAUUUUACUUAUGCACCGCUAUAUACCUAAAGAAGGACUAAGAACAACAUCCUCGCGUUGAUCAUCAUGACCGUCGUCACCUGAAUAUAAUAUGUAUGUUGAUAUGGUUGAAGAGAACAUUUACUUACUGCAGCAAAGUCAAGUAUGAAAUGGUGGGCCGUCGUAUGACAUUGGCAGAUCGCUGGAAUCCUGACAACGUAGGUGAUUACGCCAAUAAUUUCAUGAAUUUAAGCCUAGUUGAAGGAGUAACAAAGGACAUUUUAAUUACAGUUUGCGCGCAAAUACUUAAUUUAUUCCUCAUAAAUGUAAAAAAGUAAACAUUCUCUGCUGUUCCUUAAUUAACCUUAGUUAUACUCUUAGAAAAUAAAUCGGUUGAUUUGUACAAUCAACAGCACGUUUUCAAUGUCAUGUAAUACCUGUAUCAUAUGCAUCAAAUCAUUAGAGCAUCAAUGGUAAUAAUUGUCGAUUGGUAGUAAAGUUUUUAAUUUGUAUCAUAUCGAAUUAUGAUCAUAACGGUGCAAUCAAAUGAAAGCAAGUACCUUUGUCCUGUGUCGAAAACUAAAAGAUAUUUUUAAGAAACUGGAAGUAUGUAACUCAUGUCUAGUCCUAUCUUCAUGUACCCAUUGAAUAAGAGCAGAAAAAACCUCAAGAAGAAGUAAGGCAACACUUACAUCAAUCUGACCUACUAUUUCUUUUUUUUUAAUUCUAAGAGAGUAUGUAACCAAUGACAAUGUGCAAUCUAUUUAUGUGACUUUGCAACACUUUCUCAUAACAUGCAUAAAAUCAUUGUCCUUAAAACCUCUUCUUCUGCCUCGGAACUUCUAUCUCAUCAUAUUAUUUCACCAAGUCCUCCAGGACAAAAUUAGAGUCAAAACUUUUGUAACCAUACGUCUUAUUUCAAUUGUUUUCAGUUUUGAAAGAACAAAACAAAAUUACAUACUUACAUACGCUCGAUCACCCAAGCACACUAAAAUCAUGCAAUACAAAUCAUUAAUUUCUUUAAAAUGUAACACAAAGAAUACAUAAACUUUUAUCUGUCUUUACAAUUUGUUUGUGAUUUGUGCAAUUGCUUUUGGGAAAGAAACAGAUAUAGAAUACCCCCUUUUCAGCCGAAUGUAUGGUGUCAUCAGACCUCACAGCACUUUGGUAUGGACCUCCCAACCCCACGCUUUUUUCAAACAUGUACAGAAUCGUAAAAAUGACCAUCGGAUUGUGCCUCAAAUGAGCAUUGUCAGGCAAGCCCCUCCCCUCAUCCACACCCUUUUAAAACCGUUCCGAGGUGCGUUAACUCUUGUUUGAAUAUGUUAGUAAACGAAAUAUUUUUUUUCACGCUAUCAACCUUCACACUUAUACCAGGACAAUGUUACCGUGGUUAUAUUCACUUGACUCUUGUUUACAACUGAUGAAAAAUAUAUGAUGAAUUUUAUGUUGAAAUGUUAAACAGUACUUUCUCGCGCGAUAAUUUAUGUAAAUAGCAGGAAAUUGUAUUCUAAUAUGGAGCUAUCUUAUCACUUUUCGUGUUAUUGCUUUGCACUCCUGGAAUUUUUUUCUCCACAAUUGAAUAUGUAAAUUUUCAUCUUGUACUACGCUUUGAUUAAAACUAUCCAUUAUAAUAUAAACUAAACCAUUCCUGUAAGCACAUUAUAUUUACUUGUUAAUAAGUGUAACAUGCAGGGGAAGGCGGGGUAAGUUGUGACAGUUUUUGCUUUUUGCAUGUUAGAAUUGAUAUGAUUA